Molecule: messenger RNA, 1820 nt
Organism: Effrenium voratum
Lineage: Eukaryota; Dinophyceae; Suessiales; Symbiodiniaceae
Source: the annotation of a GenBank genome assembly
AUGGGCAAAGAGGCUGCCCGCGCUCAGCGCUCCGAGCCGCAAGUACUGCCGCGAAUGCCCGAGGCCUUUCAGCAGCAAAUGGCCGAGUGGGCCUGGGAGGUGGAGCGGGACGCGGAGCUCAGCGCCUCGGCCGCGGCUUUCUCAGUGGCCAUGCUGAUUGCCAGCCAGCUGGGCCAGCUCGAGAAGGCAAAAGCGAUGAUGGCAAAAAUGGAGAAGGCGCUGGAGAAGGAGGCGUCUACCGCCUGCCGGGCUUGGCUGCUGGGCCGGCAGAUGCUUUGCUGCGCCCAGCUGCAGCUCGAGGAGCCAGAGCUGCGAGGUUUGCUGGACUCGUUGCUUUUGGAGCGCCUGGCCAAAGAUGCGCGCCAGCUGGAGGUGAUCUCAGAUCCCCGGGAGGCAUGGGCGUGGAGCUACCUGCUGCUGAGCGGUCAGGAGGAGUCGCAAGAUCUUAUGGCUUGGACCAAGGCCAGUCGCAUGGUUUGGGCCUCGGUGGAGGACGUGCACCGCCACAAGAGCGAGGCGGAGCGCAUGUGGACUAUCACGAUGGCCCUGCUGGCCUUUGCUCGGCUUCCCGCCGCGCAUGUCUUGGCGCAGCCGCUAGCAGCAGAAGCAGCCAAAGAGAGCUUUCAGGACAUCCUGAGCGUGCUGUGCGCCAAGCCGGGCAAAGGGCCGAAGGCGGAGGGCGUGCUGUCCCUCCGCGAGGCGAUGCGCCGGAUCCCUGGUGACUUCCGCGCCUGGGCAGUGUCUCUGGUGCGCCUGGCCCACCUGCGCGCUGACGUGGAGGUCGACCUUGUGGAACUACAGCAGCUCUUUGAGGAGGCCAUGUCUGAGGCGGCCGCUGGCGGCCGUGCACUGGCAGCCAGCAGUUGGGCGCUCGCAGAGCGCCUCGGGACGUUGUGGUUGUGGGCCAAGAUGGCCCUGCAUUCGAAGGAUGCCUUGGCAACCACAAAAGCGCCCCAGAUCGCACAAUUGGGCGAGGAGAUGGUGCAUUCACCCCACGGGAAGGCGCGGUGGCGAAGUUACGAGGCCGUAAUCUCGCCGGCCUGCGAGAUUGUCCUGGCCCGAGCGUACAGCCCGGGCACCAAGAGGGAGGUGUCUGCGCAACCCGGGCAGAAGAUGAUGAGGCAGCGGCAGCUGGUGCUGAAGCGCCAAACAGAUGCCGCCAAGUCUUUCGGAGUGGUGGCACCGCAGCACAUCCCCGCGUCGGACACUCCCCGACAGGUGCCAGGCUGGAAGGACUUUGUGCAAGAAGCUCCUUCGGAGGCCUUGCCACCUCCCCCAGCCCCGGCUGCCCCAGCGGUGGGCAUUGCGGGCCUGGCUGACGCCUUGGAUCUGGAAGCCCCGAGCCCGGAGGAGCGGUCCAACUUGGAGGUGGAGAUGUUGGAGGGGCGGCCCGGUCCGGAGCUCUCAAGCGAGUUGGAGGCUUUGGCUUUGCAAGCGGAGCGCGAGAAGGGUGUAGGACAAGGCUGGGAUCUUGACGUGGGCAAAGUGGACAGUGGCCGAGAAGGCGAGCGGAAGCCCCGGUUCUGGCCCUGGCAGAGGGAGGAGCGCCAGGUGGAGGAAUGCGCGGUGAAGGAAGUGUCCCGCUUGGAGCUCCAGUCGGACUCCCCAGACUUUUCACCGAAGCGUGGCCACGUGGUGGUCUGCGGUGAAGGCGAAGGCCGAGGGUGGAUUCGCUGAACAUGGGCAGAGUGGCCACUCCUUGGAGCAAGGACGUGGCUUUGCCAGGGGGGCUCAAUCCAGAGGAAAGCUUCGGGAUCGAGCCGCUCCUGGAGAUGAGUUUUGAGAGCUAGGCCUGGGCUUGGACAAAAAUCCCAAACACA